GUCCUUGAUGAAUUGAUUGCACCCUUUUCUCGCCUUCGAAUCUAUGCCAAAAAUCCCUCGGCUUGUACUACGUAGUAUGUGUCAUGCUACUUGCAAUAAUUACAGUAGGAAGGCAUGGCUACUUGACAGGAACACAAGACGAGUCUUAGAUGCGGGGGCACGAAGCCGUGGCCGUGACAUUGCAUGUGCUUUGGGUGCUGGUAUCACGCUUCAAGUUGAAGUCGGCCCCCGCGCAGUGCCCCACGAGUUGAGCACGUUAAACGAUGUGCCGUCGAACCCGAUGGCAAUGACGGCGUGGUAUGACUGCGCGAAACACGCUCACGAUAUCCCCCAUUGGCGGGUCGCACCUUUUUGACCGGCGAGAUUGCUGACACAGGGGUGGACGAGACUGCAUCGUUUUUGCCCACGCCCAAGGACUGGACCACGUCUGGCUGUGUGAAAGCCGCGCAAAACCAAGGCAGCUGCGGAUCGUGCUGGGCCUUCUCUGCGGUGGGGGCGGUCUAAUCGGUCAACGGUAUCAAGACGGGCAAGUUGCUCAAGCUGUUUGAGCAUCUUGGUUACAAUGGGGGCUGGCCCUGGUGUGGCAUCGACUACGCUGUCAGUGGGUUGUGAUUGUCGUCGCCAUAUCCAUACACGUCCGAAAGCACCGGCCAAAUCGGUGCAUACAUGAGCUGCACCAAGCAGACACUGGACAUUGGCACCAGCGGGCGUGUGUCUAGCGACGCCAGUGUGCUCAACAUCCUCCCCGUGUACUGUACGUGCCGGCAAUAUCCUAUGAAAGAACCGCGCUGGGGUGUCGUGAGCGUGUGUCCCCUCGCGCCCAGUCCGACCACGCCGUCAUUGCCGUGGGGAUCGACGCCACCUCGUUCAACGCGCGCAACUCGUGGGGUACUGGGCGGGGGACGACCUCAACUUAAAGCGCAGUACCAGCAACCCUGCAAAAG
This is a messenger RNA of Aphanomyces astaci, 944 nucleotides long. RefSeq lists its product as hypothetical. The record is from RefSeq and is a predicted model, not a curated record. Bases 44 to 355 code for a protein of 103 amino acids. The transcript has a single exon. Lineage: Eukaryota; Oomycota; Saprolegniomycetes; Saprolegniales; Verrucalvaceae.